Messenger RNA from Mesocestoides corti, 441 nucleotides. NCBI's taxonomy places the organism in Eukaryota, Metazoa, Platyhelminthes, Cestoda, Cyclophyllidea, Mesocestoididae. The record is from the annotation of a GenBank genome assembly.
AUGUGUAAGAGGGAUUUCGUUGGAGGUGCUCCAGGUUUUGAUAAUGCGGCGGCUCAGGUCAAUUACAUCCUCGAUUUGCUGAACCAUCUCAUCUCGGGGGAUUCUCUUGAACAAUUCGUUCGCUCUGGAGACCUGUCCAGUUUGGCUUGGGCCUCUGUGUGCGCUGGGGUGGAGUGGUGUCGGGUUGACACAAAUUUUCCGGGCGCCACGGUGCCACUCUUUUGUGGUAUUUAUUGCUCUCUCCCUCCCCCUCUCUCAUCUGCCUUUGAUCUUGCCGCGUUGCGGUGUGCAGCAGGCAUGAAGCAAAGUCUGCGUCUGGUUGUGAAGGCCUUGGACUCCAGCGAGGUCCUCGACUCGUCUCCCAGCAACGUCUCUUCCCUCCCCCAAGCUCAGCGUGUCCAUCACCGUCUCAUUCACAGGCCUCACUUUCGUCAACAUUGA